AUGCCGCCCAUCUCAGGCUUUUCCCACCCAGUCGGAUCAUUGAUUGUGUCCCUUUUUUCCACUUUUUGUCGCAGUGCUCAGCCUCCCUCUGAUUGGUCCGUCCCUCAAUCGUCCAGGCUCAAAUACAGGCAGCUUUUUAACUCCCACGACAAGAUGAUGAGCGGGCACCUCACAGGCGCGCACCAUCCUGAUGCAGUCCAGUCUUCCUCAGACUCAGCUGGCCACAAUAUGGACGGAAAGCUGACGGCUGAGGAGUUCAUCCUGGCUAUGCAUCUCAUAGAUAUGGCCAUGUCCGGUUUGCCGCUGCCUCCUGUGCUCCCGCCCGAUUACAUCCCCCCAACUUUCAGCGUCCAGUCGGACCAAAAGAGCGUCCAUGAGGAGGUGGAAGAGGAGGCGGAGAGCAACCAGGAGAAGAAACUACCUGGGAACCUGGAGCUGGAGAAAAGGCGCCAGGCUCUUCAGGAGCAGCAGAGGAAGGAGCAGGAGAGGCUGGCGGCGCUGGAGAGGGAGGAACAGGAGAGAAAG
Menidia menidia (Atlantic silverside) is the source of this 525-nucleotide messenger RNA. The record is from the annotation of a GenBank genome assembly. Lineage: Eukaryota; Metazoa; Chordata; Actinopteri; Atheriniformes; Atherinopsidae.